This is a messenger RNA of Naegleria gruberi, 2722 nucleotides long. RefSeq lists its product as uncharacterized. Bases 1 to 2481 code for a protein of 826 amino acids. The transcript has a single exon. Lineage: Eukaryota; Heterolobosea; Eutetramitea; Acrasida; Naegleriidae. The record is from RefSeq and is a predicted model, not a curated record.
AUGUCGCAAUCUUCUUCCUCCUCUUUUGAGUUGAAUGUACAAUCACUAGUGCAAACUCUGAUAGAAUAUAAUGGAGGAGAUAAUUUUCAUAUAGAGGCCAUCUAUUUGUUCGGCUCUCGUUUGUAUGGAAUUGAAAAUACAUAUAUUAGUGAAUCGGAUCAAACAAAAAGUGAUUAUGAUUUCAUUAUUAUUACCAAUAGAAAGGCUGAUGAACGAGAGGGAAUCAAUAGGAAUAAUAGACUUCCUUCCGAUUCUCGAAUGACUUUAGAGUUGAGUUGUGGAGAGAAUCAGAUGGAUUGUGUAGUGAUGGAUGUUUCACAUUUUCUGAUGGAUGUUUUCAUUGAGCAACACAAUUACAAAUCCAUUCUACCAUUGUGGCUUGAAAAUGGAGGUCAAUUUGUUUGGUUUGAAUCAAAUUUAAUGAGAUGGAUUAGAACGUAUUGGAUGGCCCUAUUGAAUAUUAGAUUGAGACAAAUUCAGAGAGGUCUCACUUUGUGGUGUAAGAUUACAGCUAAGAGAUCAUUCAAUGAUGGAGAUUUGAAGAGAUCUAGGAAAAACCUUCUCCAUUCUAUACGUUAUUUGAAAUAUGCCAUUCACAUCACAAAGGACAAGAAGAUUGUAAAGUAUAGAAAUGCAAAAAAGUUUCACCAAUUAUUCUUUGAAAAGACAAAAGAAUUCAACUUGUGGAGAGAAUAUGAAGAAAUGUUUAGACCAAUACAUAAGUUGUUCAAAUCUAAAUUGAAUGAUGCAUGUUAUGAAAUAUUCAAAAGUUCACAAACAUUCUCCAAUGAAAUUAUGAAUGAAAUUAUUGAGAAAUCCAUACCCUCCACUGCCUUUUUAGAAUAUUGUAAACGGUACGGAGUUACAGAGUUAGCACGAGACUUUUCAAUUGUAGUUUCACCUCUCUUUGAAUCUAAAAAAGAACAACAAGAAAAGCAAGUCAUUUUGGGAGAACAGCAAUCCUCGCCAACGGCCAUAUCCCUCAUUGAGGGAACCUAUCAUAUUCCUCAAGACCAAUCAAUAAUUGACCUCAUCAAGAAGGAAUCUUUCAUUUCAACCAAGUUGGUCAAGAUGAUUACUCACAGAGAAGUUCACAAAAGAUUGGACGAUUUAAUUCCUCUUCAGGAAUGUUGGAAUGGCUCUAUUGUUGAAAUGCAUCCACCAUCCGAUUGGACCAAUACUCUAGACAGGGCUAAUAUGAAACUUGUGGCCCAUCCAUACAAGUACUUUUUCCAAUAUGAUUCUGAUGCGUGUGACAAUAUUCUUUUAAAAACAAAUAGCAAACCUGUAGAGAAUCAAUCCAUUCAAGUCACAAUGAAAUAUGUUGGCACCAUGUGUAUGCUCUUUUAUCAUGACAAUGAGUGGAGAAUUAGUACAAAUCAAUCUCAAGAUUGGGAAUAUUUAUAUGGAAGAAGUGAUCCGUCCACUAUGAAUAAGAAUGAUACACAAACAGAUUUUUGGAAAGUAUUUGAAGAGGGUGGAUAUUUACUCCCAGAAGAUACCACCAAAUGUUUCAUGUUCACACUUUCCUCUGUUCCAUUCUUAAGUGAAGGAGAUUCAUCUAGUAAUUUCUCUUCUCGAGAGCUCAUAGCUCAUGGUUGCAGAGAUAUGAAAACACUCAAGGAAGAAUCCAUUCAACCACACGCAGAAAGAUACAAUUGGAAACAUCCAGAAAUUAUUGAAAUUAUACCAAAAGGUCCUUACUUUGAUAUUGUAGAACAGACCAAAUACAAACCAAAAAAGAGACCUCUCAAUGCAAACAUGUGGAGAAAGAAACCAGAUGAUAUUUGUGUCAACUUGCCAUUAUUUAAAGUUUUUGAAAAAUAUAUGGAGCUAGCCAAUGACUUUUCUACAAUGGAUCCGGAAAGAUAUUCUGGAUUUAUUUUGUGUGAUCAAGAUUUUGUAAGAGUCAAGAUUGAAACUGGUAUUUAUUAUAGCAUGUCGUAUUUGGAACUUUUCAGAGAUUCAGAAACUCAAGAAACUAGUGUAGACUCUGAAAAUAAUCAAAUGUACAUGAUUGAAAUGGUUAGAAAUUUGAAAUCCUUCCUCUCUGAAAGUGUUCAAGAACUUGUAAAUAGUGGAGGCGACUUGUCUACACUUUCUGAAAUGACCACUGAUCUCAAAUUGGUGAAACAUUACGUUCCAGAAUUUUUCAAUCUCUACGUCGAGUAUAGAAACCUGUACAAGAUUACAUGCAAUUUAAUGAAUGUUGUCCACGCAAAAAUUCAACAAGUAGUUCAACAACAAAUUGAGAAUGGAACAUUGAAAGAAGAGGAUAUUAACAAAGUGUAUCCAGACUUGGUUAAAGAAUACUCACCACUCUCCCGAACCUUCCCACUCAUGUACAUGAGAAAGAACCAAAUUGAUAAUUGUUUCAAUCUAUUCACACGAAAGAAUUACCUCCACACAGAAGCCAUUCACAAUUUACUGACCGAGUGUAGACAAAAAAUUGAUAAGGUUCUUCCAUUCCUCACAGAAUAGAACUAUGGAAAUUGGUUUAAAACUAAUUAUUUAUCAUUGGACAGUAGCAACCAUCCAAGUAUCUCUUCCACCAACACAUUUCACACACCAAUGGCGGCACACAAACAACUUGAACCAAACUUUACAAUGUUCAUCUCUAUCAUGCAUCAUCCUCAGAUGUAAACUACACAAAACAUCAACAUUCAAAACGGAGCCAAUCAAAAACAUCUAAUAAAAAAUUUUCUCAGUCCCAACUCCGUUU